AUGAGUGACCCUAAGAAGAAGGCCGCUGCCGAAUUGGCCGCCAAAAAUCUUCAACAACUUCAAAAAAUCGACAUUGCUGCAAGCAAAAUUCUCGAUAAGAUGCCAUUCACUGCGAUAUAUCGUAUCGAUCCGGUGAAGAAGGAGUGGCGGAAUGCCGAUUGCGAAGGAACUCUCUUCGUCUAUCAGCGUGCUGAUCGGCCAUAUUUCAGUUUCCUCAUUGCCAAUCGCAACGACCCAACCGAUUUCAUCGAGCCGUUGACUCUAAACCAUAUUCUCCGUCUUGAAGGGAAUUUCAUCUAUUUCCAAAAGGACAAAUCAUCAAUCCAAGCGCUGUGGUUCCACGAGGCGACCGACACCCAACGCAUCUAUAAUUUGUUGCAAAAACUAGUGGAUAAGCUGAAAGCGAGCACCACAGAGCAGGCGAGAGCCGCUAGUGCUGCGGGCGGAGCAGCGACUAAGGCUUCAGCUCCAGUGCCAACUAGUGCACCGGCUCCUUCAAAGACAAUCGAUCUGCUUCAAAUGAUCAAAAGUGCGCAGAGCCAGAGCAACAGCGUCAACGUCACGCCAGCCAUCACCACUCCGGUGACCACACCGGCUCCAGCGCCAGAGCAAAUGCCUGCGUUGCUUCAAAAGUUGAUGUUCAAGGAGCCUGGCACUGCAAUGUCGGCCGAUGAGCUCGAAAAAGAUCUUCUGAAAACGGCGAAACCGCAUCGAAAUCAUCUGCUUCAAGACUUUGCAAACUCGCCUUCUGCAAUUUCGUUGGCGGCGAUCUCGACGAGAUCAGUGCAUGGAUCGGAAGGAGAUCAGGAUGUUGACGUGGCUGAGGGAGAGGUUCUGGAACCACUGGACACUUCGUUCGUUGUGGGAUCCGGGGGUCAGACACCCGUGCUGAAUAAGGAACAGUUCAUCUCCGCGAUCGCCCAUCUAAUGCAAAACGACGACGAAUUCGUUGCCCAAAUCCAUCAAGCCUACAUCGGCGCUCUCAACCGUCGUCUCAAUAUCGAUUAA
Messenger RNA from Caenorhabditis remanei, 1008 nucleotides. RefSeq lists its product as uncharacterized. Gene Ontology annotation, molecular function: mRNA binding; enzyme activator activity. Gene Ontology annotation, biological process: deadenylation-dependent decapping of nuclear-transcribed mRNA; deadenylation-independent decapping of nuclear-transcribed mRNA; positive regulation of catalytic activity. Bases 1 to 1008 code for a protein of 335 amino acids. The record is from RefSeq and is a predicted model, not a curated record. NCBI's taxonomy places the organism in Eukaryota, Metazoa, Nematoda, Chromadorea, Rhabditida, Rhabditidae. The transcript has 4 exons. Gene Ontology annotation, cellular component: P-body.